CUCAAUCAGACAGGAAAUCAACAGAGAUUUUGGACAAUGGAUCUUCUGGUCAAGCAAAAGAGAGUGAGUUUUUCUGACCCAGGAAAAGAAAAGCGGGAAGGGUUCAGCAGCCAGUUUUCGGGCCAUGCGAGUGAUCAUGAUUAUGAUUCAAGAGACGCCGAGUUUGCAGCUGCUGUUGCAGCAGCUGCAUUUGCUAUUCACUCGCUUGAAGAAGCUGAAUUGGAAAUUCAGAGGAAGAUGAGAGAGGCCUUUGAAACCUCAAGGACCAAGAUUAAAAGCAGAAAGGAUGGAACCACAACUGGGUUCCAAAGUUCUAGGAGAUUCUCAAACAUGGAAAUGAAGGAUGCCGUGUCGAGGAAUAAGUCAAUGGGGCAGGAGGCUCAUGAUCCAUGGCGUCCACCCUCAGCAGAUAGAUAUCAGAACCAGAUUGGGAAUUCGUUACGGCGCAACGACUUGGAAACCAAAGCAGAUGCUUGGGAGAAAACUGCGAUGGAAAAGAUUAAGAAGCGGUAUGUGAAGAUGAAUUCCAAAAUACUUGCUUGGGAGAAUGAGAAGAAGAUGCAGGCCAAACUUAAGAUGGAAAGAAGAGAGGGUGAAUUGGAGCAGAGAAGGGCUUUCAACCUACAACACUACAAACACAAGAUAGCAAGGAUCGAGCAGAUAGCAGGAGGAGCAAGAGGGCAGGUGGAAGAGAAAAGAAGAAAUGAAGAGUUUGAGGUGAAAGAAAAGGGGGAGAAGAUCAGGUCAAAAGGAAAGGUUCCUGUCAAAUGUUUCUGCUUCUAUUGUCACUAGGAAUAUAAUGCACUUACCAAAAAGAAAGAAUGUCAUGCAAUUGGACUCAAUAGUCUUCACAGCCAUGGCAUUACAGCAUUUAUGAAAUCUCUUGGACUUCUAACUUGAUUCAGGAAUAUAACAGUAAAUUGUACAGCUAACAUGAAUUAUACUCAAAAUGUUGAUCA
This is a messenger RNA of Alnus glutinosa, 959 nucleotides long. RefSeq names its product remorin-like. The transcript has 5 exons. The record is from RefSeq and is a predicted model, not a curated record. NCBI's taxonomy places the organism in Eukaryota, Viridiplantae, Streptophyta, Magnoliopsida, Fagales, Betulaceae. The coding region runs from base 37 to 792 and encodes 251 amino acids.